AUGCGUCUCCUUGACAUUACACGUUUCAAAACCUGGGACUACAUAGAUGGUCCCCGGGACAUGGACGAUAUGAUCAACACGGAUUUUGACGAUGAAUUCGAUCAACAAAUGCAAUGGGCCGUUCAUCGAGCCGCCGGUGGCUCUGAGGCGUGCAAUGUCGCGAUUCGGGUGCGGCUUGUUAGCUGUGCGCUUGACUCAACCCUUGGGCGCGCCAUCUUCGGUGCGAUCUCAGCGGGCAAGCCCGAAGGCUCUGCCUCAUUGGAGAGAUUUUGUGUAACAACAACCGCUGUGACAGAGUUCGGGGGAGUCGGAUUUCCGAUGGAACUGAUCCCGAUCCUGAAACACCUGAGUCAGCCUUUGCGGAUUACAAGGUGUGUUCGCAAUGAUUGUCGGAAUGAGCUGAUAUUGGGACAAGAGCCCAGUGAUGAUUUGCCAUUUGAGUUCCCUGAGUGGCUUGAAGUCAUCUGGCGUCGCGUUUGGCCUGAGAAGAUGGCAAAUGAAUGGUGGAAUGACUGGCAUAGUUUGCCUCUUGCACAGGUGGUUGCUUAA
This is a messenger RNA of Penicillium waksmanii, 549 nucleotides long. RefSeq lists its product as uncharacterized. Bases 1 to 549 code for a protein of 182 amino acids. The record is from RefSeq and is a predicted model, not a curated record. Lineage: Eukaryota; Fungi; Ascomycota; Eurotiomycetes; Eurotiales; Aspergillaceae. The transcript has a single exon.